Messenger RNA from Dioscorea cayenensis subsp. rotundata (Guinea yam), 2376 nucleotides. RefSeq names its product transmembrane 9 superfamily member 2-like. The record is from RefSeq and is a predicted model, not a curated record. Bases 331 to 2109 code for a protein of 592 amino acids. Gene Ontology annotation, cellular component: membrane. The transcript is spliced from 7 exons. Lineage: Eukaryota; Viridiplantae; Streptophyta; Magnoliopsida; Dioscoreales; Dioscoreaceae. Gene Ontology annotation, biological process: protein localization to membrane.
AGAGAUCCAGGACCCCACGCUCUCCUUCCAUCUGAAAUUUCUCCUAUAAUUAAUGCCGUCUCGCACUCGGGAAUUCGCCCUCUUCUCUCAGAUCUCGAGACCCCAGCAAAUAAAUCCUCCCAAAUCUUACGUUUUCUCCUCCAAAAUCCCUUCUUUUGCCGCAAAGAUCCCAUCUUUCAUCGCAGAUCUGAGUAGCAAGUGAGAUUUUGUGAGAGUUGUUGCAAAGAUCUCAGCUUGAUGAGCAAAAUCUGAUCUUUGGGGUUGGUUUCUAUAUAGGGAGGAAGAGAGUUCAGUGUUUGUUCUUUAUCUGAGAGAAAGAUCUGGGAUUUCAUGAUGAGGAGGAUGGGAGAAGGUGUUUUGAUGAUAGUGGUGUUGGUGUUGGUUUGCGGGUUGGGGGUGAAAGGUGAUGCGUCAGAUCACAGGUAUAAGGAAGGGGAGCAUGUUCCUCUUUAUGCCAACAAAGUCGGGCCUUUUCAUAAUCCUAGUGAAACAUAUCGGUACUAUGAUUUGCCUUUCUGUGCACCAGACAAUGUGGCUGACAAGAAGGAAGCUCUUGGUGAAAUUUUAAAUGGUGAUCGAUUGGUUGAUGCACCAUAUGAGCUGAAUUUUAGAGAGGACAAACAGUCUAAAUCUAUUUGUAAAAAGACAUUGUCAAAAGAAGAUGUUGCGAAGCUUAGGGAUGCAGUUGCAAAGGAUUAUUACUUUCAGAUGUACUAUGAUGACCUACCUUUGUGGGGAUUUUUGGGGAAGUUUGAUAAGGAUAAGAUUGAUCCAACUGAGUACAAAUACUUGCUCUUCAAACAUAUUCAUUUUGAUGUCGCUUACAAUGAUGAUCGUGUCAUUGAAAUAAAUGUACAGACCGACAACAAUCUUGCUGUAGAUAUCACAGAGGACAAGGAAGUCAAUGUGGAGUUCUCCUAUUCUGUGACAUGGAAGAAAACAGAUAUUCCUUUCGAGAAAAGGAUGGAAAAGUACUCAAAAUCGUCAUCUAUGCCCCAACAUCUAGAGAUUCAUUGGUUCUCUAUAAUUAACUCUUGCGUGACUGUUCUCCUUCUGACCGGCUUCCUAGCUACCAUCCUCAUGCGAGUGUUGAAGAAUGACUUCAUUAAAUACUCACAUGAUGAUGAAGCUCUUGAGGACCAAGAGGAGACUGGAUGGAAAUACAUCCACGGGGAUGUUUUCCGGUUCCCAAAACAUAAGUCUUUGUUUUCGGCUGUUAUUGGAUCGGGAACUCAACUUUUAGCUCUUGCUAUUUUUAUCUUCCUUCUUGCACUUGUUGGAGUGUUCUACCCAUACAACAGAGGGGCUCUUUUUACAGCACUUGUGGUUAUAUAUGCUCUUACAUCUGGCAUUGCUGGUUACACAGCCACGUCCUUCUAUUUGCAAUUAGAAGGAACUAAUUGGGUGAGGAACUUAUUGUUGACCGGCUUUCUGUUUUGCGGACCGUUGUUCUUGACUUUCUCUUUCCUCAACACGGUAGCCAUAGCAUACAGCGCCACCGCUGCAUUACCUUUUGGUACUAUUCUUGUGAUCAUUCUUAUAUGGACACUAGUCACUGCUCCUUUGCUCGUCUUGGGAGGGGUUGCCGGUAAAAAUGGCAAGACAGAAUUCCAAGCUCCAUGCCGCACCACAAAGUAUCCCAGAGAGAUCCCUCAGUUGCCAUGGUAUAGAGGGACAAUUCCUCAGAUGGCGAUGGCUGGGUUCCUCCCUUUCAGUGCCAUCUACAUUGAGCUCUACUAUAUAUUUGCUAGUGUUUGGGGGCACAAGAUUUACACCAUAUACAGCAUCCUCUUCAUCGUUUUCAUCAUCCUCAUCAUUGUCACCGCCUUCAUCACUGUGGCAUUGACUUACUUUCAACUUGCGGUCGAGGAUCAUGAAUGGUGGUGGAGGUCUGUUCUAUGCGGAGGUUCGACUGGUAUAUUCAUAUUCUGCUACUGCUUGUACUACUACCAUGCGAGAUCAGAUAUGUCAGGCUUCAUGCAGACAUCAUUCUUUUUCGGUUAUAUGGCUUGUGUUUGUUACGGGUUCUUCCUCAUGUUAGGGACAGUCGGCUUCCGUGCUUCUCUGCUGUUUGUGCGGCACAUAUACCGCUCCAUCAAGUGCGAGUAAAUUUAUUCUGGAGAUGAGAAGUCUGCUCGACUAUGAACUUAUAACUGUAGCUCCUUGUUGCUUGGGGGGGCUCCAUGUAGCUGUAGCACUAGCCUUGGCCAAUUGCCUUUUCAUUGGUUUUCUAUGACAGGAUGCUUCUUUUCUAAGUCUAAUAUAUAUAUUUUGUUAUCAGAAUUUCCUUUACAUUGUUCCUGUUUUUAAGCAUAAAUGUAUGGUAGUCAUAUACGCAGACUUGUGCUAUAAAAAUUUUAAAUUCUUGUGGUUUUA